AACCGUCAGUGUUAACUGUCAGGCAGCAUUCCGAAUUAUUAUUUUUUUUCUACAACAAAUCGUGUGUAGAACGCGCUGCAGCCUCACGAUAAGCAUGGGUGAGAACUACGACUACGAUUCGCCCCAAUUUUUGGACUUCGAGACCAUAAUUUCAGGAAACGAGGACAAAUCCAAACUCGAGGAAUACUUUGAGUUCGACCAUGAAAACCCAAACAAAUGUGAUAACAAGGUGGUCAUUGUGAAUAUUGAGAGCUCUGACAGUGGACCAGACCUGAACGAGAGCAGCACAACUGAAAGUUUCAGCGAUUCCCAGUACUUCUCUCCAGCCCCACUAGCUUGCAAUGGCAUGCGGAAAUCCCUCAGCAUGUCGUGUCUGCCUCAAGACAAGCCUGUUGAUAGGGAACCAUUGGAAUAUGUCAGCAACACUUUGCAGAACAUGAAGUUAAACAACCCUGAUACUGGUUCGACUAAAUCAAUUGAAAUUGAUUGUUCUGAAUACAAGAGGGGUAGAGCCAACAGUGCUUCUAGAUUACAAAAACAAAAUUUCCGGUCCAACUAUUUAUCUCAGCCAAAACAGUUGAAUCCUAAAUAUGUGAGCAUGGCGGAGAUAAUAAAUAAGUUCCAUAAUAUGACACCUGACAGAUUCAGGAGCAAACCGAAGGGAACACAAAGGGUGACAACUGAAAGUGGACCUAUUGCUUGCACCAUCCCAAAAUCACCAGCACUGACAUCGAAAAAUCGCCAAAGGAAUGUUCAUGUUUUAACGUACGAGGAGAGGCAGAUGCAGGAAUUCGAAGAGGCUAAAAAGCAUAUGUAUAAAGCGAAUCCGGUCAAUGUAAAUGCGCUUCAAGGUAUUACGAAAUUGGGGCCUUGCACGAGGAAGCCUAACACUAACCCAGAACCGUUCAAACUCACAGAAGUUAAGAAAAAGGUGAUAAAAGAGCCGCCUGUCAAGGAACAUAAUUUCCACGCGAAGCCUGUUCCAAAAUCUGUGUACGAGUGCACGAAUCCAGUCAUCAAAUCUUCACUAUUAAAUUACACUAAAUUAACUAAAACUAAGGUAAUAAAGAAAGAAGAGCCGUUGAAGCCGAUGAAACCAUUCACGGCGACAAGGACGAAGCCGGCGCCGUUUAGUUUCGAGAUGAGAGAUCAACGAAUUCUGCAGAAGAAAGAGCAGCAUAUACAGAAAGUAAUCGAGGAGGAAAAGAAAGCUCGAGUAUUCCAUGCGAAUCCCUUGCCUAAAAAGAUUUUAACCGCCCCUCAAAUAAAACCCAAAGUUACGCGAUACGGUUCUAUGGAGAGCGUAAAAUCCAAUAAAAGCGAUGAUUCCAUCUUGGAACCGGCUCCAUUCAAAGCGCGUCCCGCUUUGGUGCUGAAGGCUAAGCCUUUUGUGCCGAAAAAGGAGGAGAGGCCUCUGCUCGAGGUGUCCGAAUUCACGUUGAACACUGAUAGGAGAGCCAAAGAACGGGACGAGUUUGAUGCGAAACUGAAGGAGAUGAAGGAACGCAACGAAGAACUGAUGAGGCAGAAGGAGGAGGAGGAGAUGAUUUUGGCCCAGAUGGAAGUGGCAAGGCUACGAAAGGAGGCUGAGCACAAGGCGCAACCCAUUAAGCUCUACAAAGAUAUCAAGCCGGUGCCACCAAAACCUGUGACACUGCCGAUGACUCCGAAGUUUCGUUCUGGGAAAAGCAACAAGGAGAACAUCGGUUGAACCACAGUAAACAGUGUCUUAUUUUAUUUUUAAGUUAUCCAAUAUAUUAAAUAGAAGUGAACUAAAUGAGAGAGGGAAAGAGUGAUAUAUAGUUUUUAUAUUUAGUGCGAGGAGCAUAUAUUCAUGAUAACAAUUAAAAUUAAUUUCUUUUUUAUUAUUAAUAUUAUUGCUGUUACACUAUUAGUUGUCUUCCUCUGAUUUUGUGGUCAAUGUCACCGGUAGUCUAUCGCCCCAUUUUGUAGAUCUAGCGCAAUGGAACGUGCUUCUGUAAUAAAAUAAGGAAAUUAUAAUUUUAUUUAUAAAAAUAA
Nicrophorus vespilloides is the source of this 2019-nucleotide messenger RNA. RefSeq names its product targeting protein for Xklp2 homolog. The transcript is spliced from 8 exons. Gene Ontology annotation, cellular component: microtubule; spindle. Lineage: Eukaryota; Metazoa; Arthropoda; Insecta; Coleoptera; Silphidae. The coding region runs from base 95 to 1711 and encodes 538 amino acids. The record is from RefSeq and is a predicted model, not a curated record. Gene Ontology annotation, biological process: activation of protein kinase activity; regulation of mitotic spindle organization.